AUGCUUGCGCUGAGUGCCUGUACAACCACCAAACAAAUGGAUCACUGGCAAGCCGAAGACUUCAGCCGUAGCCAGAUAGACAAUGUGCUGGUCGUCGCUGUGACCAGCAAUCAGACACAUCGCUUUCUGUUUGAAAAAGAAAUUGAACGCAGAAUACUGAAAUCUGGCCAUCAGGGUGUAACAAGCCUGGCAGUGUUGGGAGAUAGCUAUCCCACCAAAGAAGCUGUGGAAGCCUAUGUUGAAAAGCACAACAUCGAUUAUGUCAUGGCGACCAAGCUGUCAAAUUUUGAGGAAGAAAAGGACUACGUGCCGGAGUCUGUGCGCACCUAUUACACCGGGCCGUACUAUGCCGGUUACGGCUCAUACUAUGGGGGCGGUAAUACGGUGACCAUGGUACGUGAAGGCUACACGGAUGUUCGAACCACCAUGAUUCUGGUGACCACCAUAUUUGAUACAGAAACCGGAGAACCGGUCUGGCGCUUGAAUGCAGUUCUACCGCUUCUGCUGUUGUGGUGGUCGCUUUCGCCUGCCCACGCGGAAGAUGCGGAAAUUCCGUCAACGCUUGCGCAGCAGUAUACCCAGGUCUGGCUGGGCACCACGGACGCUGACGAAGCCUGGUCGAUUAAUGACCCUGCCUCAGGAGAUGAAUUGCGCGGUGACUAUGCCAACCUGCCUCUGGGGGGUGGUGUCAGUCAGAUGCUUUGGGGUGAGCGCGCGCAGUAUGGUUUUGAAGGCGGUGGAUUAGUGUCCUGGAAAAGUGACAAAGUCGAAUUCGCCGGUGGUAACCCAGGUUUGAAAGUCUCUGUAGAGGGUGAGUUUUUCAUGCUCGACUUUUUCAUGGGCGGUGUUGUUGCCGUAAGACCAACGCCGUGGCUGCGGCUUUAUGCAGCGGCAGGUCCUUCGAUCGCGUGGGGUUAUCUCAGUGGCGAUGAUGAUGCAGAAGAAGAGGGCGGGCUGCUUGUCAACGGACCGAAUAGUUUUCUGAUCAUUGAGCUUGGUGACAGCUCAAACGACUUUUCCGUUUCAGCUUAUGCUCGAGCGGGCAUCGAAGUUGAACUACGCAAUGGGAUUACCCUGGGCGCAUCAGCUCGUUAUGUAGAACAUGAUUUUGACUUUUCCGGGCGUCGUGCACUGGCGCUUGAUGACACGCAGUUCUUUCUAACUCUGGGUGGCAGGCUCUAA
Molecule: messenger RNA, 1182 nt
Organism: Symbiodinium pilosum
Lineage: Eukaryota; Dinophyceae; Suessiales; Symbiodiniaceae
Source: the annotation of a GenBank genome assembly